UUUGUUUGUUUUGUAAUGAACAUCAUAUAGAAAGCAGUGAGGUGUAACAUUAAUGACUGAAUUCUGUUUCUUUUUGUACAUCUGUGGAGUGGGCCAACGGACAGUUGUUUAUCGACCAACAGAUGUCCUCUCUUUACAUUAUGUUGAUGAGAAGUUGUAGGACGCAUCACAUGCUGUGGCAUUUAUCUUUUAUCUUUCAUUCAGAUACAAGCCGACGCCCUCACAGAGGAUUCUGUCAUCAUAUUUUGUGGGAGGACAAUAGAAACAAGUGAGAGCGGAGAAAGUCUCAGAACUCAUGCAGCCAGUUUGUUAAUUGUCUGAAAACAUUUGAAUGACAAAAAUGCUAACUUUGCUCAGAGGAAGAGAUAUUACCACGGCAACUAAUGUGCCCCGGUGUUAUUGAGGUGCGACUAUUUGGCAGCGAAAACAAGUUGACCUUGAAGAGGAGAAAACAGUCUUUCCUGGACAGAUGUUUUAAAACAAAGGAAACCACAGGGCCUUAUCAGGAUUAACAGACGACAAAUGAAAGACCACCAUUUAGUCAGUGUUAAUAAUCCUACGUUGUUAAUACACAUUUUUUUCUGUCUUAACACAACUGAGGGAGGAAAACACAGGGCAGAAUGUGACGUACUUCUUCACAGCUGCCGGUGGUGGACUCGUUCCUGGGGUUGGCUCUCUGUCUCUAUGGCGUGUUGCCUCUUGUUGAAACCUCGACUACGUCAACAAGUUGCACCAUGCAGUCAUCGGCUCAGAUACAACAUCUGAACCAUAGCACUUGGAUUUGGCUCACUGUUCGUCUGAUAUACUACAUUCCUGGAUGGUCAUAUCAAAAGAUUUAGAUAACUAAAUAUUCAGGAGGAACUGGUAUUGAUGUCUGCUGUGCAGAGCUGGGCAAUAUGGUUGAAAUGAAUGAGCACUUUGAGUGGUCGUAGAACUAGAAAAGCGCUAUACAGGUAUAAGUCCAUUUACCAUUUAAUGUCACAUUAAUGAUAUGAUUUUUCAAUACAGAUAUGACAGAUCUAUAAAAAUAUUGCAUGCAAAAAAAUGCUUUACAUGCUUUCACACGUGCAAAACAAUUUUAAAUUACAAUGUUCAUGGAAACAUUGAACACAAUAUGAUCCUAUCAUCAGAAUAAAUAAAGGGAUAUAAAAGAUGAGAAAGUGUCCAAACCAGUUUAGUUUAAUGGCAGUAAGUAGCUUUCCAUGCCUGGCUUCCUAUUUACACUGCCCUGGGUUUGGGUGGAGAGGUGACUUCAACAGGAUGUGUUGGUGUCAUCUGUGUGAAAAAGUGAGAUGCAGGCAGCCUGAACGCAUUUCCUGUUUUUCUAAUUAAACUGUGUUCCUAUUCAAAAGCAGAAGUGGUGUAGUACAAGAGCCUACAAGGCACUUUCCACCUCUCAAUCGUCCCGUAGUUGUCAUCACACCUCCCAGACGUCCCCGACAUGAGUGUAAUUUAAAGUUGUCUGAAUGUUAUCUCAUGUGCCCUACAGAGACGGAGAUAUCCCUGCACUUGAGAACAAAGUCUGAUGAAGGAAAGCGGCCAUGUCAGAGUGAGGAGGGAUGCCUGCUGGCUCAGAUGAGGCAGCGGCAGCAGCAGCGAAAGAGAUUGGCCAUAGGAGGCAAAUGAGGACAAGGGGAGAGAAAUGGAGGCGGGAGAGUGCAGAGAGAGAGAACCUGCCAGAAAGUGACAGCAGCAGCUCAGAAAACACUGGGACGUCCACUGAGGAGAGCUCGGAGGAAGAGGAUAAGGAGGAGCAUGAGAGUUCUGGCUUUGUUGAGAAGGAUGAAGGACAGGAAGAAAACGAAGAGGCUGAUGCAGAGGAGACUAAAAAUGAUUCAGUCCCUGGACCCGAAGCAGGUUUUUCAAAUGUGAAGGAAGAGAAUCACUUCAAAGUAUGCUGUGAAAAAUGCAAAGCCAUCCAGCAGAGCCAUGGCAAUGAGCUUGUUACCCCGAGGAGGAUCUCUAAGGGACGAUUACAGGUGCAGCUUGAAGGGGAGGGCACGUACCAGUGUUCAGUCACUGGCCUGGUGUUUGAAGCGUCGGAGCAGGUCCUGGUGCGGUACUCGGUCUUGUCCUGGUCCAAGUUCGGUGCCUUUCUCCGGGAGUCCUGGAAAUUUGCUGGACCCAUCUUUAACGUGGACACAGUCAAUAAGGAGGCUUCUGUCCUCACGUCCAUUCAGUUCCCUCACUCCAUCUGCCUUGCUGAUCGAGAAAAUGAGAUGACAUUCAGUGUCCUGCACAUAAAAGACAACCGUCCACUCAUCGAGCCGACAGUGGACCACUCGGGAAGCCACGUGAAGUGGAAUGUGACGUCCCUUUCCCCCGUGGGUCCCAUCAUUCAGACGAGCCAAUCUGUAGAGCACCAUGGCGUGGUCCUGCUCUACAGGCAGCUGCGCAGUGACAACAACAACAACAACUACAGCUUCCAUAUAUACCUGGCCACCAACAGCUCGUCUGACAUCAAGGAUAUUGGCAAACAGAUGCGGCGCUACAAGAAUCGCUACCUUCCGAUAGAGAAGCCUCCCACGUGUAACCUGGAGGAGGGGACGUAUCGCCUCCUGAGCGAGCCAGAGGGAGACAUCAAACCUCAGGAUUUGAAAUUCACCCUUGCGAUGACCACGAUAAAAGGCUACUUUGAAGCUUUCUUUGAGCAGCCUCCUCCCUUUAAAUUGUCUCUCAUAGAGAUCAACACUGAGGAGACGGUGUGGUCCGGCACCAUCAGAGAAGGUGACUGUGUGGAUAACACAGAAAAGAAGCCCAGAAAAAGCCGAAAGAGGAGCAGCAGCCACUCAGAGGGCGAAACAGCCUGUAAAAGGCCUCGGUGGCAGGACGAGUCAGAUGGAGUGAAAACAGGGGUGACAGAUGGCCAGGACAUGUCAGAGAAGCAGCUACUGCAGGUGGCCAAGCGGCUCGGGAAGGAGUGGAAGCAGGUGGCCAUCUUUCUAGAAUUGAACUCCAGGGAGCUGGACGACAUCCAGGCAGCAGAGAAAGACGUGACCAUGCAGAAGCUGAAGAUGCUGGUGGAGUGGAAGAGCAGAAGGCGGCCGGGAGAGGCCACGGCGCUCCACCUGUGGAAAAGUGUGGAGGAACUGGAUAACUUGCCAAAUGAGGUCCAUCAAACACUGCAAGACAUGAUGGACAAUCGAGCAGCUAAGUGAAAAAGAUUUGCCUUAAAUGGACUGUUGGAUUUUUGUUGCUCCAUCAUCAGGAAGAAAUAUCAAACCUCAGGAAUACAACAAAACAGAGGAUGGAUAGAACAAAACAUAAGCUGGUCCAAGUUUGUGUUGUUUUUUAAAAUAUUUCUGGAAAAGAAACUGAUGUGUUUUUGUUUUGCCGUAUUUCAUUGAAAAGGGCUUUCUUGAAUACAGAAUAGAAAAGAUGCACCUAAAGCUUCCCUUGUGUAGCCAGAAUUCGAUGCUUUGCUAGGUUAAAAAAUUACCAAAAGAGGUAGAGGUCAUUGAGGUAUAUAGUAGCUAAUUAUAUAACCAGUAACAUAUGUAAAUGUAGCGAUGCAGUGUUGAAACUGCAAAAACGAAAACUGAGUAGAUCUAACCUGUGUAUCUAAUUGUUUCACUUUUAAAUGUUGUGUUUGUGGGACGUCACACGCAUGUGCAUGUGAUGGACAACUGUUUCAAACCUGUGAUCUGUUUUUUAGAGUCUGUUUUUAUGUUUAUGUCUGUUUGUGUUUUAUUUGACAACUGUACAACUAAAUGGGAUCGCAAGAGGUCCUUAAUUAUGUUUUUUUAACUUGAAUUAUGAAUCCAUUACUGCCCUGUGACUGGAACACACAUCUUGUUCAGAUAUUUUUACGAGUCAUGUUUUUUUAGGCUUAUUUCACAAAGACAAACUAUAUCGUCCGCUGCCUGUGGAAACUUUUCAGUUAAAUUCUCUCAGCAUCCACAGCUUUAUUUUGAACUAUUUUCAAAUGCCACUGUUUCCAGACAUCUCAACACUAAUUGGGAAAAGAUGCAUGAACGGCAUCUAGAUAGUUGAAUAUUUUCAGGGUCUUACAUGCUGAUAUGAUGCAGUAAUGUUUACUUAAUAACAGGGUUACUUUCUUAAACAACUCACCACCAAAAAUCAGACCCGUUCUUAUUUGCAGUUGUUUCUAUCAUGUCUGAGUCUCUCCAAAGAAUUGUAAUAAAGCAAAUGUUGACUGAAUCCAACUUUCCCCAUUAA
Molecule: messenger RNA, 4179 nt
Organism: Cyclopterus lumpus (lumpfish)
Lineage: Eukaryota; Metazoa; Chordata; Actinopteri; Perciformes; Cyclopteridae
Exons: 17
Coding region: 1560-3158 (532 amino acids)
Biological process (GO): signal transduction; mRNA export from nucleus; regulation of DNA-templated transcription elongation
Cellular component (GO): THO complex part of transcription export complex
Molecular function (GO): protein binding
Source: RefSeq, a predicted model, not a curated record